Messenger RNA from Beta vulgaris subsp. vulgaris (sugar beet), 4527 nucleotides. Its product is annotated as pentatricopeptide repeat-containing protein At3g29290. The record is from RefSeq and is a predicted model, not a curated record. The transcript is spliced from 6 exons. Gene Ontology annotation, molecular function: protein binding. Bases 179 to 2143 code for a protein of 654 amino acids. Lineage: Eukaryota; Viridiplantae; Streptophyta; Magnoliopsida; Caryophyllales; Amaranthaceae.
AAAUAAACGAAAAAGUUGAGUGACUCUAAACUCGUUCAAUCACCGCCUGCUCUCUUUAUAUCUUCCUCCUGUUGUACUAAACUGAUAGCUUCAAUCUUAAUUGUCAUAUUUUUGUGGAAAUUCACUGAAGGUUAGUCUUCCUAUUUCCUUCUUUUGUAAUUCUUUUUCCUUGGAAAUAAUGGUUAUUGUAGCUGAUAUAUUGACGAACUUCCCGGGAAAUUUUGUAAUAUUAAAUGGGUUGUCUUGCCGUCAAUGUCUACAUAAUCAGGAUAAUAGAGCUAGGUACUAUGUUGUGUAUAUGAAUUCAAAUGCUCUAAAAUUCCAAAAACAGACUCAUUUCCAUGAAUUCAAUACCAGAAUUGCAGAUAUUAAUAUUAAUUUUCAUGGGUUAGGACCAAGAUUAUGCCAUAUUAGUUCGUUCGAUAAACCUGGAAAAACUCGAAAUUCUGUCAAUUUUAAACUCAUGGUUGCUAGUGUUGAACAUGGAUUAGUUUCUAAACAAGGAGAAACUCCUUUUGUUGAGGAUGAAGUUGAAGAGAAACAAUGGUCUUUUCGGAAUUUGGAUUGUGGCAAUGGAAGUUCUAAUUGUCUUUCGUUGGCUUUGAAAGAGGGUGAGAUGAAGUUAUAUUACCUAGAGGAAAGAGAUGAAGUGGCAUUGUCGAAACGAAUAUUGGGUCUUAGCCGAAACAAUAAACGAACGAGUGCUUUGCAAUUGUUUAGGUCGAUGGAGUUUGCGGGCCUACGAGCUGAUUUACAUGCGUGUAAUUCUCUAUUAGCUUGUCUUUCGAGGAAAGAUAUGGUGGAUGAUAUGCUGAGAGUGUUUGCGAUCAUGAGGCGUGAUAAGAUUCUUUCGGGGCAUUCGUGUAGCUUAGUAUUGAAAGCCGUUGCAAGUUGUCACGGUAGUGAUAAAGCCUUGCAAAUGUUUGAUGAAUGGGAAGUUGAAAGUGAGAUGAGAAACUAUUUUGAUGCAAUUGUUUAUAAUACUAUGAUAUCUAUUUGUGGGAAGGAGAAUAGAUGGGUUCAAAUGGAGAGGGUUUGGAAAGCUAUGAAGGAAAAUGGGAAUAUUGGGACAGCAGUUACGUAUCGUAUUCUUGUUUGUACCCUUGUGCGAUGUGGUCAAUACGAGAUUGCUAUUGAUGCCUAUGCUGAGAUGCUUCAGAAUGGAAUAAAACCUGAGUAUGAUGCAAUGCAGGCUGUGAUAGGUGCGUAUUCGAAAGAGGAGAAGUGGGAUUUGGCUUUAAGUGUGUUCCAAAGUAUGUUGAAUUAUGGAUUGAAGCCAAAUCUAAUUUCUUGUAAUGCCUUGAUAAACUCACUAGGGAAAGCUGGUAAGCUGAAAGAAGCAUUUAAGGUUUAUAAGCAUAUAAGAUUCUUGGGCCAUACACCUGAUUCAUACACAUGGAAUGCCUUGCUUUCCGCUUUCUAUAGGGCUAAUCAAUAUGUGAAUGCUCUUCGAUUCUUUGAUAGCAUACAGAGAGAUGGGAGCUUGAAACCAAACUUACAGAUAUAUAACACUGCUUUAAUGUGUUGCCAGAGGCUUGGAUUUUGGGAUAAAGCUCUCAAGUUUCUUUGGAAAAUGGAAGAUUUGGAAAUAUCGGUGUCAACUGAAUCAUACAAUAUAGCUAUUGGUGCUUGUGAGGUUGCUAGAAAGCCAAAAGUCGCAUUACAGAUUUAUGAGCACAUGGUUCAUAAAAAAUGUGCCCCUGACACUUUCACUCUUUUGUCACUAAUCAGAAGCUGCAUUUGGGGAGAUUUAUGGGAUGAAGUGGAGGACAUCUUGAAUGAGUCAACAGCUAAUGUGUCUCUUUAUAAUGCUGCAAUUCAUGGAAUGUAUCUUAGAGGGAGGGUCGAGUCAGCCAAGAGGCUGUACCUGAGAAUGAGAGACAUUGGCCUUGUACCUGAUGGCAAGACAAGGGCAUUAAUGCUUCAAUGUAUGCAACAGAAAAUUAAGUUAAGGCUGUUGAAAAAGAGCAGGAAUAGGGCCAAUCCCUACUGUACUAAUCUCGCAACUGGAGAGGCGAAGCCAGCAUUACCAUCAGAUAGAUCUUGCUACCUGUUUCUUUCAGCAAGUAUAGAGAGUCAAAUUUUAAGCAGUAAAGAUUAUUUAUGCUUUCAAAUGGCAGAUUUCGGUGCUUUCAGAUUAUAAUAUAUCACUGCUUGAAAGGUCAGCAGUGCUGCAAAAGAGAGAAGUGGAAGGGUGAACCAGAAGUAGAAGUUACCAGUAAAAAUGGCAAAUUGAUUGACAUAGUAAUAAAGGGUAUAUUGGUCAAACACAUAAUUUUUAAUUUGUAGUUGUUAGAACAAUGUUGAUAUUAUUUCCAGAUGCGGAAUUGGUUAGAGUCAGAUUGGACAGCAUAGAUGGACAAGUGGCAGUCUUCAACUGGAAUCUGUAGAGGUCUGUGACAUGGUUUCCUUGUAUGAAGUAUUAGCCCAUAAGCUGCAGCAGGUUAUUUCAGAUGAGGAUGUUUAAUUCUGUACGUAGGGAAGUACACAAACUCAUAAUAAUUGAAGAGAAGAGAAGGAAGGCAAAGAAAACGAAGAGUGACGUCUCGACUCUUUCAUGGAAGACACUGGUGAAAACAGAGCUCUACUAAAAUUAGAUAGAAGAUCUUGAGUUUUUUAUCAUUGAAGCCAGCAAUGGUCAAGAAAAACCAUUUUCUAAGCUCUCAUUAAAAUGGUUUCUUCCUGUUGGAAUGAAGUUGAAGUGAAGUUCAAGGGGAAGCUUCAGGCGCUUUUAGGUGCCUUUCAAUCUUUUAUGAUAGUGAGUACAUUCUUCACAGUUCAAUAGGUGAAGAAAUUGUUGGGUACACUUGGAAUGUAUUGCAUUAAGGAUGAUGGAUCCAUGUAGCUGUUAAGUUCUGUUGCUUCAACUAUCCAGCUUCAUUUCUACGCUUAUCUCUGCCUUCCUGAUUCAUCUGGGAGAUAAAUUUCGAUCAGUCAGUUUCUGUCCAGCUGCUAUGUUGUCGAAUAUUCUGACGGCGCUGCUGAUCCUAAUAUUGUUGGAUGCUCUGAUGUGUGCUUAUUCAGUUGUCCUGCUCCUAACGUUGUUGGACAUGGAUGUUGGGGCUGAUUCAAUCUUUUCAUGUUGAUUGUUGAUGCUGAUAUAAUCUUUCAUGUUGGUGCUGAUUUAUUGAGAUAUUGACACAUGUUUGUUAUUGAGAGAAGUGGAUUUUACAAUUAUUACUAUCAGACCUGUUGUAUCAUGCUCAGCCCAUUUUAUUUAGUCUUUGGAAAAAAUGAUAACAAUAAUCCCGACUAUGGUCGUCUCGUCAUGCUAUUUAUAAUCUCAAUCACAGAGUCAUUCUAAAAUAAUCUAAUUCAUUGGAAUUGUCUUCUAAAAAUACUCAAGCUAACUUGUAGGAACCAGCUUAAAAGAUUUAAAAAAAUACGAUCUUAUUGGUCAAGUGUAUUUCUUUUUCUUUUUCAUCGUUCAUUUAUCUCUCCUCAUUCUCCUUUCUCCUCUUGGCUCUUGCAAGCAGUUGCUUAACCCAACCACCUCCAUCCGAACGACCAUGAUUCCACCAUCCAACCCCUUGCUCAAGUCUUCCAUCACCACAAAGCCACCUCCUGCACAUUUACGCAUACAUCUUCGGACCGUUUGCAAAUAAGGAUCCAGCUGCAAGGUACUCAGCGAAAGAAAGUCACUAAUUUCCUUGUUCAAGCUAGCCUUGUGAAGAAGAAUCUGGUCAAUAUACAAAGAUGAUGUAUUGAGCUUUGAAGCUGGCCUUGUGAAGAAAGAUUAGAAUGUCGCUAAUUCAAGCCUUGGAUUUAUUGAAUAUGAGUUAAUAAGAUACAAAGACUCCAAACAAGGAAUACAUAUGGUUUCCUUUUAGAAGUGCGACGAGUAUAUACUAGAACAACACCUUGACAAGUGUUUCAACAAGUCUGGGACCAAGAGAGUAGAAUCACAAUCUUUGAACAUAUUUGAAGUCAAGUAGGGAAUUCAUCAGAUGUUUGGGAAGAAUUGAUGUAUAAUCAUUUUUAAUCAAUUAAGGACGAUUAUUGAUUUAUUUCUUUAUAAUUUAUUCACUUGCCUUUAUUUUUUCAAUUAAUACACAAAUGCAAAUAUCAACAGUGUAGAUGUGCUUUAAUGACCAUGAAAAACAGAAAACGGAAUAUAAGUUAAUCUAUACAAAUAUAUUAAAAGACGUGCAUAAAUAAGAAAUUGUCCACAUAUUGUGUAGUAUAGGGUUUAAUUCCGAGACCUCAAAUACAUAUCCUAAAGUCUUAACCACUAGGCUAAGUUUUAUUUAGUGUUAUUAUUAUAAAGUAUUAUAUUAAUAAAUGAAAUGUUUUCUUACCCGAGGCAUAGCUUGGGCCUAAUAACUAGUUAAAUAUUAAAAGAGGUACUAGCAUAACAACAAAAUUUUCUCCUCUAAUAUUUGAUUCUGGGAAAGAAACUUUCUGUGAAUAGUGUGUACAAGAUAUUUGAAGUGUAAUUUCUAAGCAAAAAAAAAAAACUACUGUACCGCUUUUAUAUACCAUAGUCUCACAACCUUGGGCACAAAUCUAUAUGCAAUAUGAGGUCGA